Messenger RNA from Daldinia caldariorum, 465 nucleotides. RefSeq names its product Cu,Zn superoxide dismutase. The transcript has 5 exons. Gene Ontology annotation, biological process: removal of superoxide radicals. The coding region runs from base 1 to 465 and encodes 154 amino acids. Lineage: Eukaryota; Fungi; Ascomycota; Sordariomycetes; Xylariales; Hypoxylaceae. Gene Ontology annotation, molecular function: superoxide dismutase activity; copper ion binding. The record is from RefSeq and is a predicted model, not a curated record.
AUGGUCAAAGCCGUCGCUGUCGUCCGUGGUGACUCCAAGGUCACCGGAACCGUCACCUUUGAACAGGAAUCCGAGUCUUCCCCUACCGUCAUCUCGUGGGACGUCACCGGCCACGACCCCAACGCCAAGCGUGGCUUCCACAUCCACACCUUCGGUGACAACACCAACGGCUGCACGUCUGCCGGCCCUCACUUCAACCCCCACAACAAGACUCACGGUGACCGAACUGACGACACUCGCCACGUUGGUGACUUGGGCAACGUCGUUACUGAUGCUCAGGGCAAUGCCAAGGGAUCCAUCCAGGACUCGCUUGUUAAGCUGAUUGGUCCCGAGAGCGUCAUCGGCCGAACUGUCGUUUUCCACGCCGGUACCGACGAUCUUGGCAAGGGAGGUAACGAGGAGUCCCUCAAGACUGGUAACGCCGGUCCCCGACCCGCCUGCGGUGUUAUUGGCAUCUCCAGCUAA